UCCCAACACCGCGCGCGCGACAACCUCACACACCACACCAUCGCCGUCCACCUGCCAAAGCCGUCGCGAGCCCCAUAUACCUCAUUCAACACCCCGCACAACCUUCACCAUGGCCAACUACCUCGCCUCCAUCUUCGGAACGGAGCAAGACAAAGUCAACUGCUCCUUCUACUACAAGAUCGGCGCGUGCCGCCACGGCGACCGCUGCUCGCGCAAACACGUCAAGCCCUCGUACUCGCAGACGAUUCUGCUGCCGAACCUCUACCAGAACCCCGCGUACGAUCCCAAGAACAAGAUGAACCCGCAGCAGAUGCAGAUGCACUUUGAUGCGUUUUACGAGGAUAUCUGGUGCGAGCUGUGCCAAUAUGGACUGGUGGAGGAGUUGGUGGUUUGUGAUAACAACAAUGAUCACCUCAUCGGCAACGUCUACGUGCGCUUCAAGUACGAAGAAGACGCGCAAAAAGCAUGCGACGCGCUCAACUCGCGCUGGUACGCCGGCCGCCCCAUCUACUGCGAACUCUCACCCGUCACGGAUUUCCGCGAGGCCUGCUGUCGCCUUAACAGCGGCGAGGGCUGUGUCCGCGGCGGCUUCUGCAACUUUAUUCAUCGCAAGGAACCGAGUGCCGAGUUGGACCGCGAGUUGGACAUGUGCACCCGCAAGUGGUUGAAGGAGAGAGGUCGGGACGCCAGGAGUAUGAGCAGGAGUCCUACGCCGCCUGCGACGAAGGGUAGAUUCUAGAGGAGAUCUUCGGCCUCGGCUGAGGUGUGCCUGGAGAAUGGGGAUGUAUGAGUGUGAAAGAGAAAGGAGUUUUGGCGUUGGACAUGCUCGCGCUGUUUGGGACUGAGAUAUCCGUUGCGGGCAUGGCUUUGCAGAUUGGCAUUUGUAUUAUAGGCUGGGAAAACAUGCUGAAAAUAUGUUGAAAAAAUGCUGAAAGUGAAUGAUGCGCUGGACUAGAUACGUAAAAGCAUUCUUGUCAGUUCACAUCAGUCUCUCCCUACUACCAGGUCAUGCUCAAGUGAUGCGCAACACCGAUGGGAUUUCGCAACCGAAGGAAUCUACCCUUGAAGAAGUGGAAAUGAUGCCUAAGCAGAGCUGACAAUGCGGUUUACUCAAACCAAAGCUCCC
Messenger RNA from Alternaria rosae, 1126 nucleotides. RefSeq lists its product as uncharacterized. Gene Ontology annotation, molecular function: metal ion binding; pre-mRNA 3'-splice site binding. NCBI's taxonomy places the organism in Eukaryota, Fungi, Ascomycota, Dothideomycetes, Pleosporales, Pleosporaceae. The coding region runs from base 110 to 739 and encodes 209 amino acids. Gene Ontology annotation, biological process: mRNA splicing, via spliceosome. The record is from RefSeq and is a predicted model, not a curated record. The transcript is spliced from 2 exons. Gene Ontology annotation, cellular component: U2AF complex; spliceosomal complex.